AUGCCUGUCAUCUGGAGCCAGGAGAAUGAUCAACGCCUGAUCAAAGCUAUGUGGGAAUCUCCUAGCAAGAGUUUUGGUGAUAUCGGGACGGUCUUCUUCGGUGAGACGUCGAUCUCGUGUUCUCGUCAUGCAGUGAAGACCGGAAGCGCGGAGUGUCAGCAGAUCAUGAGGCGUAUUCACAAACUGACUGGCAAGAGCGACUCAAGUGGAACAGUGAAAGCCUCUAGAUCUCCGUCUGGAGUCCAAAAGAAGAGGGCAGGGCGAAGACGCAAGAAGUCGAGCACUCCUUCGGAGGCGGACACAGAUGGCGGCUUUGAUGAGCGUGUGGCGUUUCCAGGUGAGACGUACCUUCUCACGAAAGGUGUCUGCGAUGGGUCUGAUUCUUUCGUUGGUGCUAACAUUCUUUGCAGGAGUGCAGGACUCUUCAAGCUCAGACGUGCCGCCGCUGAGGUCGCCAAGAGUCCGAGCAUGCAAGCCAAAAUAUCUGGUUGA
Molecule: messenger RNA, 492 nt
Organism: Sphaerulina musiva SO2202
Lineage: Eukaryota; Fungi; Ascomycota; Dothideomycetes; Mycosphaerellales; Mycosphaerellaceae
Exons: 2
Coding region: 1-492 (163 amino acids)
Source: RefSeq, a predicted model, not a curated record